This is a messenger RNA of Salvia hispanica, 4158 nucleotides long. It is a transcript of the gene GNL2, whose product is annotated as GNOM-like 2. Lineage: Eukaryota; Viridiplantae; Streptophyta; Magnoliopsida; Lamiales; Lamiaceae. The record is from RefSeq and is a predicted model, not a curated record. Gene Ontology annotation, biological process: regulation of ARF protein signal transduction. Gene Ontology annotation, molecular function: guanyl-nucleotide exchange factor activity.
AUGACUUCCUCACUAGGGGUGCUUAAACGGUUCUCCCGUUCUCGGUUAACCGAAAUUGGAAUUGACCGAGUGAUGGAAGAUGAUGGAAACAAGACAUCCCUGACAAAAUCAAAAAGAAAAGACCUUGGCCUCUCCUGCAUGCUAAACGCCGAGGUCGGAGCUGUCCUCGCAGUGAUCCGCCGGCCACCCGACCCGAACUACCACCAGCCUGACGAGGGCUGCGACACUUCGAUAUCGCAAUCUCUGAAAUCCCUCCGAGCCAUGCUCUUCAAGCCACAGCAGGAAUGGCGAACAAUCGACCCAUCGGUGUACAUGUCCCCGUUCUUGGACGUGAUACAGAGCGACGACAUCCCUGCUUCUGCCACCGCGGCUGCCCUCCAGUCCGUCCUCAAGAUCCUCCGCCUAGGCAUAUUCGACGAGAAGACUCAGGGCGGAAAGGAAUCCAUAAAUGCGGCUGUCAACGCCGUCACCAGCUGCCGCCUCGAGAAAACUAAUCCCGUCACGGAAGACGCCGUCAUGAUGCGGAUCCUGCAGGCCCUCACAGCCGUCAUGAGGCACCGCGCCUCCAUCCUGCUAACCGAUCACUCGACAUGCACCCUCGUCAACACAUGCUUUCAGGUAGUUCAGCAGACGGCCAACCGUGUGGAUCUGCUCCAGCGGUGCGCUCGGUACACGAUGCAUGAGCUAAUCCAGAUCAUAUUCUCCCGAAUGCCUGAUAUCGAGGUGAAGGACUGGGAGAAUUCUGAGUCAGACACGGAGGACAACGACCUCGACUCCGGCUAUGGCAUCAGCUCCGCAGUGGACAUCUUCCACUUCCUCUGCUCUCUCCUCAACGUCGUCGACGUGGACACAGACAUGGUCUCGUACCAAACCAGCGACGAGAACACUCAGGUCUUCGCCCUCUACCUCAUCAACUCAGCCAUCGAACUCAGCGGGGACAGCAUCGGCAAGCAUCCCAAGCUCCUCAGAAUGAUCCAAGACGACCUCUUCCAUCAUCUCAUCCACUACGGCCUCUCCUCCACCCCUCUCGUACUCUCCAUGAUCUCGAGCACCGUUCUCAACCUCUACCACUUCCUCCGCAGCUCUGUGCGUCUCCAGCUCGAGGCCUUCUUCUCCUUCGUCCUUUUCAAGGUCGCCGCUCCAGGGAGCUCCCUCCAGCUCCAGGAGGUCGCUAUUGAGGCCAUCAUCAACUUCUGCAGGCAGCCCAACUUCUCCAUGGAGGCCUAUGUCAACUACGACUCUGACACCAGCUUUAGGAACGUCUUCGAGGAAACAGGAAAGCUUCUCUGCAAGUAUGCCUUCCCAACAGGUACCUACCUGACAAGCACUCAGAUUCAGUCUUUCGAAGGGUUGUCCGUUAUUCUUCACUACAUUGCUGAUAACAUCGAUAGAGAAGACGACACCAGCCCCUCUGGACCAUAUCCGGUCGAGAUAACAGAAUUCAGGCCUUUCUGGGAGGACAAAGUGAGAGGGGAUGACGUCGAGGCCUGGAUCGAAUUUCUGAGGUUCAGGAAGGUGCAAAAGAGGAAGAUACUAAUCGCAGGGAGUCAUUUCAACAGAGAUGAGAAGAAGGGAUUGGAUUACCUCAAGAAAGCCGGGCUCACUUCCGAUCCGCCUGACCCCAAAGCCUUCGCCUAUUUCUUCCGAUACACACCAAAACUGAACAAGACCAUGAUCGGCGACUAUCUCGGUGAUCCUGAUGCAUUGAAUGUCCAAGUCCUGAAAGAAUUCACACACACAUUUGAGUUCAGUGGAAUGCAUCUCGACAGCUCUCUUCGGACUUACCUCGAGAGCUUCAGAUUGCCGGGGGAGUCUCAGAAGAUCCAGAGAGUCGUGGAGGCCUUCUCUGAGCGGUUUUACGAGCAGCAGUCGUCGGAUCUGUUCGCAAGCAAAGAUGCUGUUAUGAUCUUCUGCUACUCGAUCAUCAUGCUCAACACGGAUCAGCAUAACCCGCAGGUAAAGAAGAAAAUGUCAGAGGAGGAAUUCAUAAAGAACAAUAGAUCAAUCAAUGGAGGAAACGAUCUCCCUCGAGAAUACCUCUCCGAGCUUUUCCAGUCAAUUGCAACUAACGCAAUCAAGAUGGAUGAUACCAACAUUGUUGUGGAAAUGAACCCCAACAGAUGGAUCCAGCUCAUAAACCGGUCCAAGAUCGUCCAACCAUUUAUAAUGUGCGAUUUUGAUCGGAGAUUGGGGCGGGACAUGUUCGCCUCCAUUGCCGGCCCAUCUGUUGCAACAGUUGCAGCAGUGUUCGAACAUUCUGAUGAAGAGGAAAUGCUCCAUGAUUGCAUCGAGUCGUUGUUCUCGAUUGCAAGAAUAUCUCAGUAUGGAUUGGAAGACACUUUGGAUGAGCUUAUUUGCUCUUUCAGCAAAUUCACCACAUUGUUGAACCCUUACGCCUCCGCGGAAGAGACCCUUUACGCCUUCAGUCACGACAUGAAGCCCAAGAUGGCCAUUCUGGCGGUUUUCACCAUCGUGAACGUGUUCAAGGACUCCAUCAGAGGCGGGUGGAGAACCAUCAUCGAGUGCUUGUUGAAGCUCAAGAGGCUGAAGCUGCUCCCACAGUCGAUCAUGGAGCCUGAAAUGGCUCCCAAAUCACCGGCUACCAAACCAGACUCCGCUAUCGUUAUUCCUAGCAACGACCCCAAGUACUCUAAGAAACGACAGGCCUCCGGCAUAACUGCGAAGUUCCUAACCUUCAUGUCGAUGGAGAAUGUGGAAGAAUCUCUAAAUCAAGGGAUGAAUGAAUUCGAGCAAAACAUUAGCAUCAUUCAGCAAUGUCAGAUCGGAAGCAUCUUCAGCACUAGUUCAAAUUUGCCUGAAGAGUCUCUAUUGAAUCUAGGGCGCUGCAUCAUAUUCGCUGCAGCCGGAAAAGGGCAGAAGUUCAGCACCCCGGUGGAGGAGGAGGAGACGGUUUCAUUUUGCUGGGAACUUAUCAGCUCCAUGGCUCUGGCCAACCGGCAUAGAGUGUCGACGUUCUGGCCAUACUACCACGAUUACUUGCUGGAAGUCACACAGUUUCCUCUGUUUUCACCAAUUCCUUUCUCUGAGAAGGCGAUAGUAUCCCUGAUGAAGAUGUGCCUGAAGCUCCUGGCGUCGGAUAAUUUCGCGGAUGGAGCAGAGGAGCUGAUUUUCAAGUCGUUCAACUUGAUGUGGAGGGUGGAAAAGGAGAUCUUGGAAACCUGUUGUGAGUUCUUGCUGCAAGCUGCAAGCAAGAUCAUUACUGAUUAUCCCAACAAAAUGCAGACACAGCUUGGGUGGAUGUCGGUUCUGCAUUUGUUGUCUGUGACGGGCCGACACCCUGAAACGUACGAUCAGGGUGUGGAGACCCUCAUCCACCUGAUGACGGAUCAGAAUCACAUAACACGCACCAACUACACCUACUGCAUUGAUUGCGCCUUCGCCUUCGUGGCGCUCAGGAACAGCCAAGUAGACAAGAACAUCAAGAUCAUGGAUAUGCUGGCGGAAUCCGCCAGUUUGUUAGUUGAGUGGUACAAAGGCGGAUACUCGGAUCCGGGAAGCGGCACGGGUGUGGGAAACAAUGGAAAUAGCCUCUCGGUCGAGGAGAGCUCGAGGAUCUACAACCCCAUCAGCUUCUUCCAGAGGCUCGGGGAGUCUCUCAAGAAGACCAGCCUGGCUAGGCGCGAGGAGGUAAGGAACCACGCGGUUCUAUCACUUCAGAGAAGCUUCUUGCUUGCUGAGGACCUCUUGUUCACUCCCACAAGCUGCAUCAACUCCUUCUACAACAUCAUUUUCGCCAUGGUCGACGACUUACACGAGAAGAUGCUGCAGUACUCCAGACGGGACAAUGCCGAGAGGGAAACAAGAAGCAUGGAAGGCACACUGAAGCUCUCGAUGGAGGUGCUGACGCAUCUCUACUUGCAUUUCUUGAAGCCGAUAUCUGAGAGCAAUAAUUUUAGGACGUUUUGGCUUGGAAUCCUUCGGAGAAUGGAUACGUGCAUGAAGGCCGACUUAGGAGAGUACGGGGAAUCAAAGCUGCCGAAUAUAAUUCCUGAGUUGUUGAAGAAUAUGGUGAUGACUAUGAAAGAACAAGAUGUUUUGAAGAUCUCAGAAGAAGAUGAUUUGUGGGAUAUAACAUUUGUUCAGAUACAAUGGAUAGCUCCAUCUCUCACGGAUGAACUGUUUCCUGAGGGAGUAUAG